This is a messenger RNA of Rhizoctonia solani, 1389 nucleotides long. Its product is annotated as Retrotransposable element Tf2 protein. The coding region runs from base 1 to 1389 and encodes 462 amino acids. Gene Ontology annotation, biological process: DNA integration. The record is from RefSeq and is a predicted model, not a curated record. Gene Ontology annotation, molecular function: nucleic acid binding. The transcript has 2 exons. NCBI's taxonomy places the organism in Eukaryota, Fungi, Basidiomycota, Agaricomycetes, Cantharellales, Ceratobasidiaceae.
AUGGACAAUGCCCCUGCUUCCAUUCAAAAGGCGUAUAGAGACUAUGACUGGGAAGAGAACCUCCUUUGGUACCAGGGAAAGCUAGUAGUUCCAGAUACAGAAGCAUUGAAGGAACAUCUCCUCAGAGAAUUCCACAACUCUCCCCUAGCUGGCCACCCUGGGCAACAACAAACCCUUGAACUCUUGAGUUGUACUUACUGGUGGCCUGGCAUGAAAUCCUCUGCCAAAGAAUGGGUGGAAUGUUGCCCUACCUGUCAAGCCAACCAACAAGCCCAUGCACCAGUAAUCACCUUAAAACCCUUGGAAGUUCCCCCUUUCCCAUUCCACACAAUUUCCUAUGACUUCAUCACAGGAUUCCCUAAGUCAGAGGGUUUUGAUACCAUACUAGUAAUAAUAGAUUCCUUCUCCAAGUUCAGACACUUCAUCUCCACCACAAAGAAGGUAUCUGCAAAAGGGUUGGCAGAACUAUUUAUCAACCAUGUUUGGAAACUCCAUGGCUUACCUGUCAAAACUGUAUUGGAUAGAGGAACUAUGUUCACCAGAAAAUUCCUACAAGCCCUGUACCAACAUCUAGGCAUCAAACUGUCCUUUUCCUUGGCAUACCACCCUGAGUCAGAUGGUAAGACCAAAUGGGUGAACCAAUUCAUAGAGUUCUACCUAAGAUCUUACAUUGCAGCAGAUCACUCAGACUGGGCAAAAUGGUUACCCCUGGCAGAAUAUGCAUACAACAAUGCCAAACAUGCAGCCACAGGAAAAUUGCCCUUUGAGCUAGUUUAUAGCAGAAACCCCAUGAUGAACCCCUCACAAGUCCCAGCAAACAUGCCAGAAGCAGACCAGGUUGCGGAAACCCUGGCAAGGGAAUGGAAGGAAGCCAAAGCUGCCCUUAGGAUGAGCAAGGAAAGAAUGACCAGAAACAAUGGAACAUUACUGGAAUACUCAGUUGGUGAUAAAGUCUGGUUAGACAGGAAAAACAUGGAGCUCAGGACCAAUUCCAACAAACUGGACCCAAAGCGGUUGGGACCUUUUGAAGUCACAGAAAAGGUCUCCAGUCAUGCCUACUGUCUAAAACUCCUGGAAACUUUGAAAAUCCACAACAUGUUCUAUGUAGGGCUGCUAUCAAAAAGCCACGACAACGUGUCACCAAGCCAACCUUAUCCAGAAAGACCCCCCCCUGAAACAAUAGAGGGAGAAGAAGAAUACAAGGUGGAACAAAUAUUAGACUCCAAAAGAAAACAAGGCAAAUGUUUCUAUCUUAUCAAAUGGAAGGGAUAUGGGCCAGAGGAUUACUCCUGGGAACCAGAAGAAUUGUUGGAACAUAGCCAGGACAAGAUCAAGCACUUUAACCGGGCAAGACUCAAAAAGGCUCAUGACGCUGCCAAGAGCCUUUAA